This is a messenger RNA of Penicillium concentricum, 1062 nucleotides long. Its product is annotated as Hsp20/alpha crystallin family protein. The transcript is spliced from 2 exons. Gene Ontology annotation, biological process: protein complex oligomerization; response to salt stress; response to heat. The coding region runs from base 1 to 1062 and encodes 353 amino acids. The record is from RefSeq and is a predicted model, not a curated record. Lineage: Eukaryota; Fungi; Ascomycota; Eurotiomycetes; Eurotiales; Aspergillaceae.
AUGUUCGUCCCUGAUCUCAACCAGAACACUCCAUCCUGUGACCCUGCUACCAACGCGGAAGAACAGGGCGCAUCUCACCCUUUCUUCCCUCUUCACGGCGAAGGUGAUCACCCUUAUCCCAGCCCAUGGCCUUUCCAGUCUGGUAACGGUCAAGGCGGUCGCCCAGACCAUCCCUACAUAUCUUCAUGGGCCCAAUCCAACAACAAUAAUCAAGGCAACAAGGCCAACGAAAUCGGUAAUACCUCCGCUUCCCGCAAGCCAUACCCUGUCCCGGGCCAGGCCCAGCAGCCUCAUAUUCCAUGGCAUCAGCCCCAUGCCUAUUUCGGUCCUUCGGAUGGUAGGAAGCCUUCUCCUGCCCCCUUUGAUGACGACAAUCACCAACCGCCCCAUUGCAAGCCAUACCCCUACUCUGGAUCGGCUGAUGGCCAUAAACCGUACGGCUAUCCGGAGGCGGCCCCGUGGGGACAGUUCCGCUCCUUCCCAUGGGGAAAUAUUGACCAUUCCAAGCCUCCCUUUUCUCGUGAACCUUGUGUGUUUCAGGGUGGGCUGUAUAGUGCAGGUCCAUUCCCCCAACAACCUUCCAAAAACUCGGGUAACUCUUAUGAUGCGACUCCCUUCCCUCAGCACUUCGGAGAGCCUCACGCGUCCCACGGUCCAUGGGGAUUCAUGCAACAAACACCCUGGACACGCCUGCCUACUCGAUCCGACAAAUACAUUCCCGAGGUUGAUGUAUUCAACACUGCUGGGGCGUUUGUGAUUCACGUGCCGCUCCCUGGCGCGAAGAGGGAAGAUAUCGAGGUUAACUGGGAUUCGAAGAGGGUGGAACUCAGCAUUACCGGUUUGAUCAGCCGACCUGGCUCUGAGGACCUGGUCAAGACAAUUGUGUUAGAUGAGCGCAAGGGUGGGACGUUUGAGCGCAAAGUGCGAUUGGGCAGUCGGGCAAAUCCCCCAAAGGUAGAUGCAGAUGCGAUUUCGGCCAAGUUGGAGGAUGGUGUUCUUGUUGUCGAGGUGCCAAAGAUAGAGUCUGAUGAUUUUGAGGUUAAGAAGGUUGAGGUUGAGUGA